AAGCUGCACGGCGCGUCAGUAAUUCACAGAAUCACAGCUUCCAUUUCAAAAACAAAAGGUGAAAAUGGAAGCGCGCCACAGUCGCCGGCGUCAGUGCAUGCUCGUACCUGCAUCUGUACCGCCUCCGCCGCCUUCACUGCGGCCCCGGCGACGCGCAUGGGUUGCCCGCCCGCGCACUCAAUGCCCCGCCUGCGCUUUCAGUUAAGGUACUUCCACGUACCGGGUCCAUCCAUCGCCAUUAGUUUAGCUCCCCGUUGCCACGAUUAAUGGCGCCCGAGCUAGCUUCCAAAGCCGAUUCAUUGGCUCGAUCCGGCUGGGCUGCAUUUAAUCGGGGCUAUUUUUGAAUGUGUUCUGGGGUUUCAGCUUGCCGCGCAGCCAGCCGCCGGGUGCUCCGUGUUCGGAAUUCGGAUAUGCUCUGUUCCUUGUCCUGGCGCCUCCUAUAAAUACCGGGCGUCGCCGUGCAUCGUGCAUCGAUCGACCGCGAACAAUUCGAAUUAUCCAUCUCCCGCCGCGCGCACCCACCUCCCACCUACGGGAAGCAAGCUGGUUAUUGGGGUGACGAACUAACGAUCGAUGGCCCGCUUAGUUAGGGAUGGUGGCCGUGGACGUGGAGCGGCGGCGGUGGAGGAGACGGCGCCUCUGCCCCUGCCUCCGCCGCCCCGCCUCGCGUCGGCGGCGUUGUCUUCCUCGUCGCCGGCGUCCAUCCGUGCGCUGCUAUCGAGGACCGGUGGCGGGACGGACUGCCAGCAGUCGCCGCGGUCGCUGCUGUCGCGCAUCCUGCUGCGCGGCGGCGAUCAUAACGGCGGGAACGGAGGUGGGUCGUUCGGGUGCCGGGUCAGGCUGCCCCGGCGGUAUGGUAGCAGCAGCUCGUCCGUCGGCGAAAGUAUCAGGGAGGAGAGAAAGGACGAUGGUGCUGCCUCCGAGCAGUCGGCGGACGACUUCGGCUCCGCCAGGGUGAAGGUCGUGCAGCGCGCGCCGGAGCUGCCCAUGGACACGCCCCGGAGCUCUCUAGGGAGGAAGAAGCCGGAGGAGGAGGUCAUGUCGAUGAACCUUGGCCUGGGCGCGAGCCUGGUGCUGCUGCUCUCCAAGAGCGCGGUGGAGCUGAACAAGAUGGUGGAGCUCCGCGCGCAGAUGGAAGCGCUCGUCUCGGAAAUCAGGCACGAGACCGUCGGCAAGGAGAAGCAAGGCGGCUCUGCUCCUGCUUAUGCUCCGGCCGCGUCGUCCUCCUCCUCCCAGGAAUCCACCGUGAUCAAGGACCCCAUCGCCCGCGCCGAGGACGCGCUGUCCGACAACUGCUCCGGCGCCCGGACCGCAGAUCGCCGCCAGCUUUCCGCCGCCGUCGUCGCGAUGGACCAUAACAAGAUGGAGGCCGAGCUCCAGAUCGAGCUGAGCCGCAUGCAGACGCAGCAACGCGCCAUGCACGCGCCCAUGCGAGGGCUAGAGCUACCGCCGCUGCAGGUGAAGACGACGAGGGGCGCGCACGUGUCCGUCGACACGACGUCGAGGAGCUGCGUCGUCGACCACGCGGCGCAAGCGAACGCCGAGGAGGAUAGCGAGGAGGAAGAGGAUCAGCACGAGGAGGACUACGAAGAGGACGAGGAGGAGGAGGAGGACGACGACGGUGGCGAGGUGGUGGACCGCGACAGGAGCCCGCCGCACGGCGGCGUGUCGGCGCGCGCGCUGGAGCGGCGGCUGCACGAGCUGCUGCAGCGGCGGCAGCAGGACCGCAUCGUGGAGCUGGAGGCGGCGCUGGACGGCGCGCAGCGGCGGCUCCAGGAGCGGGAGCGCGAGGUGGUGUGGUGGCGCGACGCCGCCAAGCUCGUCUCCCACCGCCGCGACGAGUCCCGCCGCCUCCGGUGCACCGCCUCCGAGCCGGUCCGAUAAGCAUACGCACGCGCACACGCGUGUGUCAGUUCUGAGUUCACGUGUGCGUGGCAGCUCGCUAGCUAGUAAUGGCGGGUCAGCCGCCAUGUCAGGGUGUGCAGUAGGGUUUGUGGGGUGGAGAGGAGAGGUCUCGCGGUCACGCUGCGCGGGUGAGGCGGUGUUAAUAACAGCUCCCGAUCGAGCUCGGUUUUGGCGCGCAACCGCGCGCUCGGAGAUGGCGGGAAAGGGGUGUGGGGGCUGGUUUCGAUCGGUGGGGGCCGGCGUGUGUGGUCUGUGGUGUAGCCGUGUAAUAAAUGGUUCGGAGUUUUCUCUCCGCUCGCUAUUCGAUUGAUUGCUAUGCGCCCUUUGCUUUGUUCUGUUUCCAAAUUCUGCGAGGGAAAAACAACUGGGACCUAGUUUCAGAAUUCGGUCUGAACUCUGUUCCGGUUCCAAAUUCUGCGAGGGAAAGAAGAACUGGGGCCUGGUUUCAGAAAUCAGAAUUUGGUCUGAACUCUGUUCUGAUUCCAAAUUCUGCGAGGGAAAAAGAACCGGGGCCAGGUUUCUGAAUUCGGUCUGACCUCUGUUGUGUUCUGAUUCCAAAUUCUGCGAGGGAAAAAGAACCGGGGCCAGGUUUCUGAAUUCGGUCUGACCUCUGUUGUGUUCUGAUUCCAAAUUCUGCGAGGGAAAAAGAACCGGGGGCCAGGUUUCUGAAUUCUGUUCCUGUGCCAAAUUCUGCGAGGGAAAAAAAGAGCUGGGACCAGGUACUAGCGUAGUACAUUAUCUUGAGCAGGAACUGUCCGAUUCUGGUGGAAUUUACUGGGGGUGCUGCGGCGCAGCAGAUUGGCGGCAACGUAUUCAUUGGGCGGCAAAAGGAUAAAGGCGACGGGGGGCGCUAGAAAAACUGGCAGCUGCUGUGGGGCAGUAACAGUGGUAAGAAAUAGAAGGAGGAGAAGCUGCUCUUCCCAGUGCUUGCCGGGGCAGGCACACACGCCGGCAGCAGCAGAGCGCGUGUAAAAGCAGGCAAAACCUCAGCUCCCUCCCAUGAUC
Aegilops tauschii subsp. strangulata is the source of this 2910-nucleotide messenger RNA. RefSeq lists its product as uncharacterized. Gene Ontology annotation, biological process: asymmetric cell division. NCBI's taxonomy places the organism in Eukaryota, Viridiplantae, Streptophyta, Magnoliopsida, Poales, Poaceae. The record is from RefSeq and is a predicted model, not a curated record.